Molecule: messenger RNA, 693 nt
Organism: Rotaria sordida
Lineage: Eukaryota; Metazoa; Rotifera; Eurotatoria; Philodinida; Philodinidae
Source: the annotation of a GenBank genome assembly
AUGUAUCGUCAUACACUUCGUCAUCUAAAUUCAUUUGCAAUAAAAACAAUAACUAGUCCAUUUGAACAUAUAGCACGUAUGACAACAUGUCAUCAUCCAUUUCCGGCAAUAUCAAAACCAGCACCUAAUUUCCAAGGUCCAGCAGUUAUUAAAGGACAUUUUAAAGAUAUUCAAUUAUCGGAUUAUAGAGGCAAAUAUGUUAUAUUAUUUUUCUAUCCAUUAGAUUUUACAUUUGUUUGUCCAACUGAAAUUGUUGCUUUUAAUGAACGUAUUGAUGAAUUUCAUAAUCUUAAUACACAAGUUAUUGGUUGUAGUACUGAUUCAGUACAUAGUCAUCUUGCUUGGAUAAAUACGCCAAGAAAACAAGGAGGUCUUGGCGGUCUUAGAUAUCCAUUAUUAAGUGAUUUUUCAAAAGAAAUAACAAAACGUUAUGGCAUUUUAAUUGAUGAUAACGGUGGUAUUGCAUUACGUGGUUUAUUUAUAAUUGAUAAACAACAAAUAUUAAGACAAAUAACAAUAAAUGAUUUACCUGUUGGUCGAUCAGUUGAUGAAACUCUUCGUCUUAUAAAAGCAUUUCAAUAUGUUGAACAAUAUGGUGAAGUAUGUCCUGCAGAUUGGGAUGAUAAAACAAAUCCAAAUACAAUUAAACCUGAUCCAGUUAAAUCGAAGGAAUAUUUUGAUAAACAAGAAUAA